Molecule: messenger RNA, 564 nt
Organism: Cloeon dipterum
Lineage: Eukaryota; Metazoa; Arthropoda; Insecta; Ephemeroptera; Baetidae
Exons: 3
Coding region: 16-489 (157 amino acids)
Source: RefSeq, a predicted model, not a curated record
AGGCAGGCGCCGGCCAUGCAAACUGCCUUGAGAAGUGCCAAGUCUGCUGAGAACGACGAGAAGGACGUUGAAAGGUGUGCAGGGCCGUCUGCAAAGCAAGACGGAGAGGCUGAAAGCUGGGCUGAAGGGGCUGGUGAAGUCAGAGAAAUUGAUGUCCGGUUGGAGAGUGCCUUUGAGCUUGUGCUAGAAGAGGCUGAUAAACAACCCGAGCUUGACCAGAUCGCUGUCUGCAGGGAAGAGAGCGGUGAGAAUGGAGGAAGCUUUGAUUAUGAUGAUGAGUGGGCAACAAAACAUUACUUGAAUAAUUCCCCGGAACCACCACCUUUGACUUCACCAAUCUUGACGCCAACUAAAGGCCAAGCUGCUGAUCUUGAACUUCAAGAUAAAAUGGCAACCAGUCCUUCAGUAGCAGGGGCUUCUGUACUCGAGAACACACCAGUAAAGUCGCAUGGAAGUGAAAAAGUUUUGGCAAAUGGUGAGUUUACUUGACAAUAUAAAAAAUGGAUAAAAUUACUCCUUUCACCGGAAACUUACUUUAUUAAAUGUCUCAUUUUUUUAAAUCAC